Molecule: messenger RNA, 600 nt
Organism: Blepharisma stoltei
Lineage: Eukaryota; Ciliophora; Heterotrichea; Heterotrichida; Blepharismidae
Source: the annotation of a GenBank genome assembly
AUGAAUUCAGUACUGGCGAACCGAGAACGCCUCGUGUUAGAGAAAUAUAUAUUAGCAGAAGAUAUUCGACUUGAGAAAAAAGCUAUACAAGAUUUAUGUAAUAAAAAUAAGGUUGAGCCGAAAGUCAAGCUUAUUGCAAACUCUCACAGACUUAAUGAUCUUGAACAUCAGGUUCUUGAAGCCUGAAGACAAAGGGAAAACCGUUCUCUUAAAAAGUCAAAAAGAAAAGAAGUCGAAAAAGCGAUGGAUAACUACUUGCUGCACCUAAAACUGCGCAAAGAAAUCAAAAAACAGGACGCAAAACUGUUAAAAAAUGAAAAGCCAGAAGGCCCAAAGGUAGAGCCGCUGCCUUAUUUAAAAAAAUUCAGACAAAAGUUCAAUAGCAGCAUGCAAGAGCCGGCUAUCGACGACAUUGAAGACGACUACAAGGCCGAGCCUUCUGUGAUGUUUGUGCACAAUAAAAAAGGGCUUCAGCUUAAGGCGAUUAACAGCUCACUAAUUAGAGACAAAAGUAACGAAAGUGGCGUUACAUGCCGACUCAGCCCAGAACUGAAAUCAAAGAAGAGAAGCAGGAAUCUUAGGUAUCCAAACAUCAGUUAA